This is a messenger RNA of Lethenteron reissneri (Far Eastern brook lamprey), 1172 nucleotides long. RefSeq names its product lamina-associated polypeptide 2-like. NCBI's taxonomy places the organism in Eukaryota, Metazoa, Chordata, Hyperoartia, Petromyzontiformes, Petromyzontidae. The record is from RefSeq and is a predicted model, not a curated record.
AAUGAUACCAUUAAUAGGUCAACGCAGCAGGCCUGGGCUUCGCAAGAGGCGCCAACGGGGCGACAUCGCGCUAGUUUAUUUUGGUUUUUCGCGAACACCCUCACGCCACUUGCCAGUGGAGGCGAACUCCUCCAACCCACCAGAGGUGGUGGUGGUGGGGGAGGAGGAGGAGGGGGGGGAUAGCUUCGGGGCAGAAAUAGUAAGAACCCCGCAAACAUCGCAAACAACUUGGACCCAACCGCGCCUCGACUCGCCCGACCGAGCCGGGGACCGAUCGAGUUUGUGGACCAAGUCAGUCAGUACGUCGGCCAGCAGAAGUCAGCUUGAGGGCCAGCGGCACCAAUGGAUGUCUCGGCGCUGAGCAACCAGGAGCUGAGGGAGAAGCUCCUGGAUUUGGGAGAGCACCCAGGACCCAUCACAUGUGGCACGACGCGCACCGUGUACGAGCGGAAGCUGCUGCGUCUACUCGGGCAGGAGAAUGAGGAGCAGCAGCAGGAUCAGCGCUACCCCAAGACCCACGACACCGACGACUCCGACCCCGAGGAGGAGGAAUCGGCAGUGCCAUGGCACCAGGAGCCGCUACGAUCGCGAGCCCGGCCCCAGAGCGCCGUGCAGCGGAAGGCAGCGCCGGUGCACGCCGUGGAGGAGAGAGGCCGUGGCGGCAGUGCAGUGCUGUCCUGCCUGGCAGUGAUACUGGCGCUCGUGCUGGUGACCGGAGUGGCAGUCUUGGCGCUGAUGUUCCUGGGCGGGGAGGAGGUUGAACCUCACCUGCUGGAGGAGCACGGCGCUCACGCCGAUCGCGGCGCGCACGGCGAGGCCGUGUGAUCAGCGGUUUGCAAGUUUGCCGAAGAUAAAAAAAUAUUCCCGCAGCCAAGAUGCUCGCAGCGAUGGAUAAAUAUCGCUUGUGGGCCAUUUCUAAAUGACGAGCGGUUUGGUUAUUUUCUGACUGUUAGAAAUAUUAUCCAGUCCCUGAUUAGUUGAUUAGCAGUAGUUGUAAUCGUUAAGAUAAGCUACACUUGGUACGUUUCUCCCAAAUGACUUUAUUUGCUCAUUACUGGCAGACUAAAGCUCGCUUGGAGGCCAAUGCUUUGCACGCCUUGCGUCGCAUAGGGACAGCUGGCACUAGGGGUCCCCCUGGUUAAGACACUAGUAGGACGUUGGAACGGUUGAUA